This is a messenger RNA of Diutina rugosa, 1320 nucleotides long. RefSeq names its product Prb1p (gene PRB1). Gene Ontology annotation, biological process: proteolysis. Lineage: Eukaryota; Fungi; Ascomycota; Pichiomycetes; Serinales; Debaryomycetaceae. The transcript has a single exon. Bases 1 to 1320 code for a protein of 439 amino acids. Gene Ontology annotation, molecular function: serine-type endopeptidase activity. The record is from RefSeq and is a predicted model, not a curated record.
AUGAAGUUAUCUAACACUUUAUUACUCGCGGCGGCUUCCCACGCGCUUGUUCUCCCAUUCCUCGAUCAGUUCGACUUUGAAUUGCCCUCCUUGUUUCAUGAUGACACUAAUGAGCGGUCUUUCUUAAGAGUUGAUGGGACUAUGGCACCUUUGAACAGAGUUGAUGUCAACAAAAUUGUACCCCACCGUUAUAUUGUUGUCCUCAAUGAGGAAGAAAUCUUUCCAGUGCAAGCCAUGGCUGAGAGUAUCAUGAGCUCUCUUGAUCAUAUGGAUAUGUCAGUGUUCAAUGUCGGUCAGUUACUUCGUGGUUUUACAGUGCUGAUGAGUCCUGAACUGCUUGAAAGAUUACGUCAGGACUCGCGUGUCAAAUACGUAGAACCUGAUACUAUUGUCAGCAUUGACUCUUCUGAUAUCCAGCCGGAAGCACCCUGGGGUUUGUCGAGAAUUUCGCACAGAAAGGUGCAAACCGAUGCUCUGUAUCUUUAUGAUGACCAGGGAGGUCUUGGUGUUGAUGCCUACGUUGUGGAUACUGGUAUCAAAGUUGAUCAUGAAGAAUUCGAAGGCCGCGCUGAGUGGGUGAAGGCUGUUGCAUUCCCUAAUAUCAAAAUGGACACCAACGGUCACGGUACGCAUUGUGCAGGUAUUAUUGGGUCGAAGAACUAUGGUGUGGCCAAAAAGGCCAACUUGUUCGCUGUCGGCGUCAUGACCCCUCUUGGAACUGGUACUACCUCGGACAUCAUCAAGGGGAUGGAAGAAGUUGCGAAGCGUCACGCUGAACGUAAGCUGGCUCGUGGAUUUAAGGGGUCGACCGUUAAUAUGUCGCUUGGUGGUGGUGUUUCCGAAGCAUUCGAUCAAGCUGCAGACGCCCUUGUGAGUCUCGGUAUCCACGUUGCAGUUGCUGCGGGUAACGAUAACGCUGAUGCUUGUCAGUACUCGCCUGCGCGGGCUGGCAAGGUCAUCACUGUCGGUGCCACUAACUCGCAAGAUGAGCGUGCCUCGUUUUCCAACUGGGGCUCAUGCGUUGACGUUUUCGCCCCAGGCCAAGAUAUCGAACUGACCUAUAUUUGGAAUCCCACUACCGUUAUGAGUGGCACUCUGAUGGCUUCACCCCAUGUUGCGGGAUUACUUUCCUAUUAUCUUUCAUUGGCACCCGAACAAAGUCUGGAAUACAAGGUAGACUUAGAUCCUGCUACUAUGAAGGCUAGAGUUCUCAAGUAUGCUACAAAGGGUGCUUUGACUCAGUUGGACUCUGCUUCCCCCAACUUGUUGAUCUACAAUGGUGGUGGCAAGAACUUGACUGAUUUUUAUCUGUUACUUUAA